Messenger RNA from Selaginella moellendorffii, 1632 nucleotides. Its product is annotated as protein JINGUBANG. Lineage: Eukaryota; Viridiplantae; Streptophyta; Lycopodiopsida; Selaginellales; Selaginellaceae. Bases 1 to 1554 code for a protein of 517 amino acids. The record is from RefSeq and is a predicted model, not a curated record. The transcript has 4 exons. Gene Ontology annotation, molecular function: protein binding.
AUGGCAAAGGUGUAUGUGCGAGCCAUGUGUCCUUCCAGUGCCGCAAGGGCCACACAUUCCACGCCAGAAAGCACACUCACUGGCCACUCCAUUCCGCGGCGGAAUGGAAUGCGACCGUCAGCCUUGUUGUUGUUCGUCCUUCCCUGUAACGUCUCUAGUCGCUUUCUCGGGCUUUUCUCCGCACAGGGCCAUGAUGGUAAGCUCCAAGUCUCCGCUUCGUCGGUCCGCCGCAGCGAUAGCGAUAAUGCCUUCUCCAGCACUAGUAGAAGCAGCAGCAACUUGUCCGACUCCACCUCUUGCUCGGACAACGAAUCUCUCUGCUCCUACCGUUGCCUCAGGAGCUUCAACCAGGAGAGCCAUGCAGUCUUUUCACUCGGCCUUGUUCACGAUGGCGGAGUCAUCUGCGGCGGCCUGGGAAACAACCAGAUCUCAGUGUGGAGACACUCGGAUGCCACUCACCUUCUCACGUUGAGAAGCAAGCUUCACGCCGGUGCUGUCAAGUCGCUGCUUGUGGCUGGCGACAAGCUCUUCAGCGCUCACCAGGACAAGAAGAUCCGGGUGUGGCGGCUUUCCAAAUCCAACCACACGCAGCACACUCUCGUCGCGACGCUUCCAACUCUCAAGGACCUAGUAGCAGAAUCGACGUCAUCAAGGUUCUCGAGCAAAAAGAACAAGGCCGCAAGAUCAGUCCAACAUACCGACGUAGUGUCCGCGCUAGCUCUCGGCGACGGCGUCGUGUACUCGGCCUCCUGGGACAAGACUGUCAAGGUUUGGAGGCUGUCCGAUCUCAAAUGCAUCGAGUCGUUCGUGGCUCACGACGAUGCAGUCAAAGCUCUGGUGGCAAAAGCGGGAUUUCUCUACACAGCCUCUGCAGACUCAAAGAUCAAGAUCUGGAAAAGAGAAGCGAGCGACAAGAAAAGUAGUAAAACUUACCACAGGCACUUGUUGGCCAGAGUUCUUGAGCGUCCAGGCAAUUGCUCCAGCGCAGUGAAUGCAUUGGCACUGGGUGGCGAUGGAGGAGAUGACAAGGUUCUCUACGGCGGAUCCAGCGACUCAUCCAUCUCCGUGUGGGAAUUAAAUCCCGACAUGGAAGCCGUGAGCUUGAGUGGCCUUCUCAGCGGCCACACACAAGCAGUAGCUUGCCUGGCAACACUCCGCGAUCUCCUGUGUAGUGGCUCUGCCGAUAAAACCAUAAGAUUGUGGAGAAGAGAGCGAAAGCAAGGAUACUCACCAUCGCAUAUUUCCCUGUCCGUUGUCCAAGGCCACACCGGCCCCGUCAAAUCGAUCGUGCUCGCCCCCGACAGGAUCGGCCUGUGUAGCAUCACCAGUGGAAGCCUCGACGGCCAGGCCAAAAUGUGGAGAGUCUAUCCCUGCCAGGAGCGAGACGAAGAAGAGGAAGAAUCUCCCCAGUCAGAGCGCUUCUACUUCAAUAGCAGCGAUCCACUCACCGCGAGAAGCGAGGCGCAGCAGUGGAAGCUCAGCACGAUCAAGCACGCCCUAGACGAAGGCGGCCACUUCUUCCGCCUUGCAUUUGAUACUCUCCAAUGCUCAUAGCCAAGAACCCUAGUUUUUUUAAAUUCUAGGGUUCUUCCUUCUUUAAUGCAAGUGUAUACUACAGAUCAUCUCCUGAAA